AGAUAAUUCUUUCUUUUCUUUAUAGGCUGAUAGUCACUUGUGAAAAUGACCUUUUGUAAACUCCAGGAGAUAUUUGCCUGCUGACACAUUGUUCUCCUGUUUCCAGCCCAGUGGCGCAGUGGCUCUCAGCUGUCAUUCCCCAAAACAGGUGCUGUAAAUCAAUACCUUGGUGGCUAUAUUUCGCCAGCACCCUGGUGGGAGGCAGCACAGCCCUUCUCCAAAGAGACCUCAUAGGCGCUUUGUGUGUGCAUCUGUCUGUUUGACUGCAGCGAGCGGAUGAUAAAGGUCCAUCACAUACUCCUCCUCGUCUCUGCAGCUGGGCUGGUCCUGUGCUAUGAAGAUGAGACUCGCCUCGUCGAGGACUUGUUCAAGGACUACAACAAGGUGGUGCGACCAGUGGAGGACCAUCGGGAUGCUGUCGUCGUCACUGUUGGGCUGCAGCUCAUUCAGCUUAUUAGCGUGGAUGAAGUAAAUCAGAUUGUGACAACCAAUGUGCGCCUGAAACAGCAAUGGACAGAUGUCAACCUCAAGUGGAACCCGGAUGACUACGGUGGUGUGAAAAAAAUCCGCAUCCCCUCAGAUGAUAUCUGGCGGCCAGAUCUUGUACUUUACAACAAUGCAGAUGGUGAUUUUGCCAUUGUUAAAUACACCAAAGUGCUCCUGGAGCACACAGGCCUGAUCACCUGGACACCACCAGCUAUUUUCAAAAGUUACUGUGAGAUUAUAGUCACGCACUUCCCAUUCGACCAGCAGAACUGCAGUAUGAAGUUGGGAACUUGGACAUAUGAUGGUACAGUGGUUGUUAUUAACCCGGAGAGUGAUCGCCCAGAUCUGAGUAACUUCAUGGAGAGUGGGGAGUGGGUGAUGAAGGAUUACCGUGGCUGGAAGCACUGGGUUUACUACGCUUGCUGCCCUGACACCCCCUACCUGGAUAUCACCUACCACUUCCUCAUGCAGCGCCUGCCUCUCUACUUCAUCGUGAAUGUCAUUAUUCCCUGUCUGCUCUUCUCCUUUUUAACCGGGUUUGUUUUCUACCUACCCACAGAUUCAGGUGAGAAAAUGACUCUCAGCAUCUCUGUCCUGCUGUCUUUGACUGUGUUCCUUCUGGUCAUAGUGGAGCUGAUUCCCUCCACUUCCAGUGCAGUGCCUCUGAUAGGCAAAUACAUGCUGUUUACAAUGGUGUUUGUCAUCGCUUCAAUCAUCAUCACGGUCAUCGUCAUCAACACCCACCACCGCUCCCCAAGCACUCACACCAUGCCGCACUGGGUCAGGAAGAUCUUUAUUGACACAAUCCCAAACAUCAUGUUUUUCUCUACAAUGAAACGACCAUCCAGGGAUAAACAAGACAAAAACAUUUUUUCAGAAGAUAUUGAUAUUUCAGAAAUCUCUGGGAAGCCAGAUUCUGUGCCUGUCAACUUCUACUCCCCGCUUACCAAAAAUCCAGAUGUGAAAAAUGCCAUAGAGGGAAUCAAAUACAUUGCGGAAACGAUGAAAUCAGACCAAGAAGCCAGUAAUGCUGCAGAAGAAUGGAAGUUUGUUGCGAUGGUGGUUGAUCAUCUUCUCCUUGGCAUAUUUAUGCUAGUUUGUAUUAUAGGAACAUUAGCUGUAUUUGCUGGUCGCCUUAUUGAAUUAAAUCAGCAAGGAUGAACAUCAACUGGAAACUAUUUGCUAGCCUGGUCAGCAUCUGAAAGCAUCUCAACCAUCAAAACCUGGCCAGCCUCCGAAAGUUUCACAGACAGGAAUCUGUCCCUUCUGGGAGAGAGCAGGGAUAAUAAAAUGUAAGGCUCCAUACUUAGCAACUCUGAGCUGCCGCUCAGUGGUAUUUCAUUGCCAAAAAGCAGCACUCACAUUAUUGGUAGGCUGAAUGGCUGUCAGCCAGGUUUUGAUCUGUUUCACCAUUUAUUAAAAAUGUAAAUGUAUUAAUAAGACUGUCUGACUCUGUAACCCUCAGAUACAAUUCCACUGAAAUCAAUAGCAGCCUAAUAAGCUUUAGCUGAGCUGUAAAUCUGUAUCGAGCUUUAGCAUUCAAGCUGGUUUCAAUAUCUGCUCUGUGGUUUUCUUAUUGGCAGCAUCACAGAUGAUUCCUCUUGCAACACUAGAUGUAGCCAGCAAACUCCUCGAUAAAGCACUGGAUUUUCAUGCACAAAUCUGAAAUGACUGUCAUAUGUGGCUUUACCUGUAGAAACUCUCGAUGCAGCAAAGAGAGCAUAGUAUUCCUUACUGUGGGAAUGGUCCAGCCUCAGCCAGUUGGGUCCCAUAGACAUUUUUUGCUAUCAAGUCCCUUGGUAAAGGACUUGUAGAGGAGGAUUUUUUUUGCCCUGUUUUAUUACUGAGCACUGCUUCGUGAUCAUUAGGCAUCCCAGUGACUAUGCUGCAGUUGCUGCCCUCUCAUUUCUGCCUGCUAAUACUCAUUAUAAGAAGCCCCACAUUCAUUAUGUUUUAAUACUCAGGAUUUUCAGCUGUCAGCAGAGAUCUUCUGUGACUGCAGUCUAAGGGAAAAGUUUAGGCUGGAGCAGAAUGGGUGGUAUCCAUAAAAUAAUCUCUGUACUCAGCCUGCUCCGUGUUGGGAAGGUCGGUUUCAUCUCUCCAUUCUGAGGGAUGGCUAAUGUUGGGGCAACUUUGAAUUUUGGGUUGCUCAGUAAACCAGCUUAAACAAAUUAUCUCUGCUCCCUGAAAGCUGUCCCCUGCCCUGCUGAAAUAGAUCCUCAGCAUUAAAGUCAGACACAGCAUCACAAAGAUCAUUCGUAGGGCAGGUGUGUGUCUGGGUUUUCCUUAUGUAUGACAAA
Messenger RNA from Pezoporus flaviventris, 2786 nucleotides. It is a transcript of the gene CHRNA1, whose product is annotated as cholinergic receptor nicotinic alpha 1 subunit. The coding region runs from base 277 to 1647 and encodes 456 amino acids. The record is from RefSeq and is a predicted model, not a curated record. The transcript is spliced from 9 exons. Gene Ontology annotation, cellular component: neuron projection; synapse; postsynaptic membrane. Lineage: Eukaryota; Metazoa; Chordata; Aves; Psittaciformes; Psittacidae. Gene Ontology annotation, molecular function: transmembrane signaling receptor activity; acetylcholine-gated monoatomic cation-selective channel activity. Gene Ontology annotation, biological process: chemical synaptic transmission; signal transduction; nervous system process.